This is a messenger RNA of Salvia splendens (bonfire salvia), 927 nucleotides long. RefSeq names its product protein FAR1-RELATED SEQUENCE 5-like. Gene Ontology annotation, biological process: regulation of DNA-templated transcription. Gene Ontology annotation, molecular function: zinc ion binding. The record is from RefSeq and is a predicted model, not a curated record. NCBI's taxonomy places the organism in Eukaryota, Viridiplantae, Streptophyta, Magnoliopsida, Lamiales, Lamiaceae. Bases 1 to 927 code for a protein of 308 amino acids. The transcript has a single exon.
AUGUCAAGUAGUCAGAGAUCUGAGAGUUCGCAUUCAUUUUUCAAAAAGUAUGUCUCUCACAAGAACUCAUUGAUGGAUUUUAUCACUCGAUUCAAUCGAGCACUAAGACACCAAAGACACAAUGAGUUAGUUGCUGAUCAUAUUGACAUGAAUGAGCAUCCCAAAAUCAAAACAAAUUGGCCGAUGGAAACACAAAUGGUUAAAGUGUACACGAAGAAAAAAUGGACGGAGUUUCAAGAUGAAAUGAGUCAAAGUCAUGGUUACUUUGUGGAGCAUACCACUACAAGAGAUGAUAUCAUGAUGUACAAUGUUGUAAGUUUUCAAAGUUCCUCCUCAAAACCAAGGCAACUCAUGCAUGAUAGACAAAGAGAUCAUAUAUCUUGUAGUUGUGGAAAAUUCGAGUUUGAUGGCAUUCCGUGCAGACACAUGCUAGCUUUCUUCCGGAUUAGCCAAAUAUUUGAACUACCUAAGAAGUAUAUACUCAAAAGAUGGACGCAAGAAGCAAAGAUUGGUGUUGUUUAUGCACUAGAUGAUGAAAAUACCAACGAUGAUCCAACAAGACUUUUGAUGACACGACGCUCCAAGUUAUCCUAUAAGGCAUCAAUAUUGAUUGAUUAUGCAUCUUUGACUGAUGAGGGGACAAAGUUUUUGAAUAAACAACUUGAUUCAUUGCAUGGAAAAAUCAAAGAGAUGGGUGCUAGUUCAACCACUGUGCCCAGUAGUCAAACAAGGAAGAACUUAGAUAAACCCAGAAAUAUUGGCGAUCCUUCUAAUAUAAGAACAAAGGGAUGCAGUAAGAGAAUGUUAUCGUCAAAGGAGAAGUCAACUUUAAAGUCUAGAGCUUGUCAUGGAUGUGGACUAAGUGGAGUAUCACAUGAUAAACGUAAUUGUCCAAAAUUGCAUGACUGGUAUGUGAAUUGCUGUUGA